AUGUCUGGAUCAAAUCCUUUCCGCCGUAGCAAGAUCAUCGCAUCCCCGCCCAUCACAAACAACAGCAACGAGCAAGGUGUCGUUCUUCCGUCGAUUCCGAAUGACGCGAUAACGUCCGGCGCAAGCAGCGUCGAGAUAAGCAAAAGUCAAUCAUCGUCUCAUCCUGACAUAGUGCGCAUCGCGACGCCUCCGCCGACGGACUCUACACCAUCGUACUUCCCCGCAGUAUCCUUUGCUGGGCUAACGACAACCCGUCGAGGCUCGCCUCCACCACCACCACAAUCGACACAACAAUCGGAACAAGAUGAAGACAGUUCCGAAGACGAGUCUGAACCCGACCCUUUUGAUCCGCGAUCUUCCGAUAGCGUCGUAAUUGAUCGUUCGACGAUGCCGCAACAGCAGCCAUUCCUAGCUGAGCAGUCGGUAGAAGAUGGAACAGCGUUUCCCAGCCGAGCCGCGCCGAGGAAGGAGGCGAAACCAACCAAUAUGCUUGAUGUCGAUGCGUUUACCAGGUUGCUUUUGACGGGUAGCGCGGAAGCUGCGAGUAUCCCCGCAAGUCGAAGAACGACUUCAAAUCCGGAUACGGUUUCAGCUAACACAAUUGAAUCGCCGAGUCGCGCUCAGACGUGGGUUUCUACUGGUAGUGUCAAUCAUGUGAGACAAACUAGUAGCGAGACUACAACCGCGAUCCCUAGAGCGUCUACAUUUACUGCUUCGGCACCAAACGAUAUUAACAGUACCCCAAGUCUCCGAAAACCAAAGCCGCCUCCACCCAGGUCUCACCAUGGCAAACCUAUCAAACCUGACGAUUCGGAAAGAGACAUAUCUAACUCUUCGACGCCAACGCCAAUUGGCUCGCCGUCGGAUCGUCGAGGGUCAGCAUCUUCGUUGUCCGUCAAAGUAUCUUCGCCGAGCAAUGAAUCUGCCGACGACGUUUCCUCGUUACAUCGAAGCUCAUCACAGUCGAAAAGACCACCUACACCACCUCUCGCUCGGCGCCACAGCCAGAUGAGACCCAACGCGAACCGACAAUCAAUCACAGAAAAGCCCAAUCGAUUAUCUCUACCAGCAAAGAGUCUGAGCUCUCAUAUGCAGGGCCCUCUGAGCCCAGGUAGCGGCACAAAGACACCUCCACGACCACCAUCACGACGUGUUGAAAGACCUAUCUCUGGAAUUCAAGGAGAGGCUGCUCUCUCUCAACUCAAAUCUUCAUUGUCGCAAAGCGAGUCGACGCCAAGCGACCAGCUUUCGGUCGAUGAGCAGACUACGCAAGCACCUACCAUAUCGUCUCCACCAUCACGAACACCGUCAAUUAAACAGGGUCUACCGGGAGCUGCUACAAACACGGGCAUGCUUCCACCCCCACCGCCGCCUCCGCGCAGACUUCGGGCGUCGAGUAAAAGUAGUACCACAGCAGUGUCUGUAUCAGUUGAUAGACCGAAUGCGCCGACGUCCACGGAACAAGCAGAUGUGCAGCCAUCGUCGCAGGCGCACGAUAUACUGGCUGAUCUGUCGCGUUUGCAGCGAGAAGUCGAUGAUUUGCGGGUUCACUACGAGGGGCGGAAGGUCAGCCAGUAG
Messenger RNA from Talaromyces amestolkiae, 1578 nucleotides. RefSeq lists its product as uncharacterized. The transcript is spliced from 2 exons. Bases 1 to 1578 code for a protein of 525 amino acids. NCBI's taxonomy places the organism in Eukaryota, Fungi, Ascomycota, Eurotiomycetes, Eurotiales, Trichocomaceae. The record is from RefSeq and is a predicted model, not a curated record.